Hemibagrus wyckioides is the source of this 4368-nucleotide messenger RNA. RefSeq names its product GTP binding protein 2b (gene gtpbp2b). Gene Ontology annotation, molecular function: GTPase activity; GTP binding; translation elongation factor activity. NCBI's taxonomy places the organism in Eukaryota, Metazoa, Chordata, Actinopteri, Siluriformes, Bagridae. Bases 156 to 1973 code for a protein of 605 amino acids. The transcript is spliced from 12 exons. Gene Ontology annotation, biological process: translational elongation. The record is from RefSeq and is a predicted model, not a curated record.
GCGCGCCUGCGCUGCAUAAACGCUGUGUGUGUGUGUCUCGGUCCUCUGUCCUAAAGCGUACAGCUCUUAGACCGGGAAAAAAUAAAAUAAAUGUCAUUUCCACGCGCUGUUCAGGAAUAACAGAGCAGGAAAUAACCGAUUCCCGGUUUGUGGAAAUGCAGGUCACUGAGCGCCGAGGUGACAUGGAUGCGAAAGCGCACGCGCCUGGGCCCGGAUCCGUUACAGAAAACGGACAUAAGCGCAAAUCCCGCAACAGAAGAGGCAGGAGGAGGAGGGGUAAGAGACGGAGGGGCAAAAAAGCCAACGAGCCGCCGCCGUUUCUGCCCCCGGAGGCCGAGGAGGGAAAUAUUGAGUACAAGCUGAAGCUGGUAAACCCAACGCAGUACCGCUUUGAGCACUUGGCCACGCAGCUGAAAUGGAGGCUGCAGGAGGGCCGAGGGGAGGCUGUCUACCAGAUUGGUGUUGAGGACAACGGGCUGCUGGUGGGACUGACUGAUAACGACAUGAAGGCCUCCAUUAACACCCUGCGCAGAAUGGCUGAGAAGGUCGGUGCUGAUAUCACACUCUUGAGAGAGCGGGAAGUGGAUUACGAGUUGGACAAACCCCGGAAAAUUGCUGAGGUCCUUGUAAGGAAAGUUCCAGAUAACCAGCAGUUUCUGGACCUGCGUGUAGCAGUGCUGGGGAACGUUGACUCGGGGAAGUCCACUCUCCUGGGCGUCCUGACGCAGGGUGAACUUGAUAACGGACGAGGCCGAGCUCGUCUCAACCUGUUCCGGCACCUGCACGAAAUCCAGACAGGCCGCACCUCCAGCAUCAGCUUCGAGAUCCUCGGUUUUAACAGCAAAGGGGAGGUGGUGAAUUACAGCGAGUCACGCACAGCAGAGGAAAUCUGCGAGAGCUCGUCGAAGAUGAUCACCUUCAUCGAUCUGGCCGGCCACCACAAGUACCUGAAGACCACCAUCUUUGGCCUGACCAGCUACUGCCCCGAUUUCGCCAUGCUGGUGGUGGGUGCAAACACGGGCAUUGCGGGCACCACACGGGAGCACCUGGGUCUGGCUCUGGCUCUCAAGGUGCCCGUGUUUGUGGUGGUCAGUAAGGUGGACGUGUGUGUGGGCGGCGCUGUACAGAAGACCGUGCGGCAGUUAGAGAGGCUGCUCAAGCUGCCCGGUUGCAACAAGGUUCCCAUGCUGAUUUCCAACCGUGACGACGCCGUCACUGCUGCCCAGCGCUUCACCCAAUCCUCCAGUAUAACCCCAAUCUUCACACUGUCGAGCGUUUCUGGGGAGAACCUGGACCUGCUGAAGGUUUUCUUCAACAUCCUGCCCCCUCUCAGCAACAGCAAAGAGCAGGAGGAGCUCAUGCAGCAGCUCACCGAGUUCCAGGUUGAUGAGAUCUACAGUGUGCCUGAUGUAGGAACUGUUGUUGGAGGAACUCUCUACAGUGGUGUGUGUCGUGAGGGAGACCGCUUGGUAGUGGGGCCUACAGACGAUGGGAAGUUUUUGCGGCUGAAAGUAUGCAGCAUGCAGAGGAACCGCUCGGCCUGCAGGGUUCUCCGAGCCGGACAGGCGGCUACACUGGCACUCGGCAACUUUGACCGCUCGCUGCUUCGCAAGGGCAUGGUGAUGGUCAGUCCUAAGAUGAACCCCACCAUCUGCUGGCAGUUUGAGGCGGCCAUUGUGCUACUGUUCCACGCCAAGACGUUCCGCAGUGGCUUCCAGGUCACGGUCCACGUCGGGAACAUUCGGCAGACGGCCACAGUAGAGUGUUUACUCGGCAAGGAGGAGCUGCGCACCGGUGAGAGGGCUGUAGUGUGCUUCCGCUUCCUGAAGCACCCUGAGUAUCUACGUAUCGGAGCAAAGCUGCUGUUCAGAGAGGGCGUGACCAAGGGCAUUGGUCAUGUGACCCACCUGGUGCCGUCUGGUCAGAACAGUGCACAUGACCAGAACCACAAACCACACCAGAACCACAAUUAGAGAGAGAGAGAGAGAGAGAGAGAGAGAGAUAGAGGUGUGUCAAUAUAUAAAACCUAUUUAAACAGCAUCCACUCUGAUGUCAGCCAGUAGGAUACAGUCAGUGUGGGGUUUCCUGUCUUUAGCUACAAACCCACUUAUAACAAACCAAACUCCUGAUUGGCUGACAGAUGCAUGUGAUAUAUAUAUAUUUUUUAAUAUCGACACGCCUCUAACACAGAUGUGGUGAAAUCUUCGAAUCUAACUAUAUGCCCUAUAUACUAUACAAUAAGGUUGUAAUGUAACCAUGACGACGAGCUUACGAUGCAGUUUUAGGCUGUAGGUGUGUAUUUACUCUUCGAACCUGCCUUUGCUGUUGCGCAGCUAAACAAAAAUACACAACGACAUCGGUUUACAAAGUGAGGAUUUAUUUCUAGAGAUAAUAACCGCUGAGACGUAACCAUAUUUUUUUUGGCCAUGGACUAGAAAGAUAGCUCAGUAAAUUUAAGUUAUUUUCAUUAUUUCUUUAUUGAUAAGGAGGCAAAUCGAAGGGUAAAGUGUGCGGUUUGGGACACGUCAGUUAGAUCUUCCUGACAGCAGUUAUCUGGCCUGUAGAGUGAAGUAGGGUGUAUGAUUUUGGGACAAAUCCACAUUGGCCUAAUUCUCCAAUAUGGUGUUUAUGGCAUUGACAUGCCCUAAAUAGUGAAUAGAGCGGGACACGUCCACUAUGGCCUAAUUAUGGUGUGCAGGUUAGGACAUGCCCACAGUGGCCUAAUUCUCCACUAUGGUGCAUUUUUGCCCUAUAUAGUGAAUCAGGCCACAUAGAUUGGGGCCACAGUAGUAGAAUGUUGAUGAUGAUGAUGAUGAUGAUGAUGAUGAUAUCUUCAUAACAGUAUUUAUAUACUGCGGUUUGGAACAGGACCACAGAGGGAUGAUGGUCAGGUGUUUGAGACAGUAUCUAUCUGACUUACAGCGUGUGUGGUUUGGGACACCAGUGUGGCCUGAUUCUCUGUUUAUUUGCCUUAUGUAGUGUGGUUUGGGACAUGACCACAGUAGACUGAUGAUACUGAUCAGACACUGGACUGUCAUAAUGAGAAUGAUGUUAUUUCAUUCCACUGGACAGUAAUGGUGUCUAAACAGGGACGUGGUGUAUGAAGCGUCCACCUUGGAAUGAUGAGAAGACCUUUCUGCCUGUAUUAUCUGACCUACAGUAUAUAGUGAAAUACAACGUGUGGUUUGGGACACGACCGCUGUGGACUGCUACAGCUCAGACCCUGGAAUGUAACGGUGUUUAUAUGGACUAUACAAUGGCCUGAAUGUGAUUUAGGACAUGUCCGUUGUGGACUGGUUAAUAAGGAAACACACAGCGCAAGUUCUCUAGCGCUGUAGAGUCUUUUUUUUAUUAUUAUUUAUUUAUUUUUUUUAGAUCCGAGCCGAGAGUCCCGACCCUGAUGAGUAAAGAAGAGCAGGAUGUGAGAGAUAAACACAACCUUGUAUACUCACCAUGUAAGUAGAGUGAUCAUAGUCGCCCAUCAGAGAGAUUUCCUAGUGGUCAGAUUCAAUAGACACACAUUAGAUAUGGAUAUUUAUCAUCUUCUAAUUAUUCUUUCUUCACACAGCAGUGAGUGAUUAGCGGGUCUAAUAAAGCUGGCUGAUGGAGUUACACUAGAUUUCAAUAUCAACAAAACGAGGGAGGAAGGUAAAUCGGGCCAAAAAUUAAAAAAAAAAAAAAUUAAAGAAUAGAAUUAAAAAUAAUGUAAAACACUCCAUUCCACUUCCUGUGUCACUGCAUAUAAAAUUCAAUUUCAAAUGUUUUUUUUAUUUUUAUUUCUUUUCAUUACCUCAGUAUUUCAUGCUCAUAACUAAGAAAUGCUAAGAAAAACAUUUUUGGCACUUAAUCCCCUUUUUUUUUUAAGGAUUUUUCUUUAAUUUUUUGGAUGCAUUUUCCUUCCGUUUAUGGAAUGAAUAAUUUUUCUAUCACAUCUGGAAUAAGAAGUUUUGUCUGUGGGUUUAAAUGCAUUUCCGGCUUUUCCGAGGACAGCUUUCACAUUUUCCUGUCUGAUGUUAGAGACGUGCAUGUCGUGUGCUCAUGCUGUGCUAAUUCCUGAAUUCCUGACAUUCCGUGCAGUUAAUAAUAAUAAUAAUAAUAAUAAUAACACGUGUUGUACUUUCGUGGCCCACAGCUACUCAUUUUGCACUGGAUAUUUUCGACGCUUAUUAUUGUGCAGUGUGUAAAAAAUUUUCUAACAUUUAGUCUUUUGCCCCAUGGCACAGCGUUUGGCUGAUACCCUGCAUGCUGUGCGGAAUUCUAGGAUGCGCUCACGAGAUUCCGGAGUUACAUGAAAUCGGCGUCUGUGAACUGCACUGUACUUAAACAACGCAACUAGUUUGUAAGUAAUAAAGAGGUGUUUUAUUGUGA